UUUAGUCAUGACUUAUUGAGUCGUUGAGGGUUGGCUGUAAAGAAGUCCGUUACCCUUUAAGACUACUUUGUAACUACCAGAGCCAUAAAUUUCUCAGUGCUCAGUGACUGGGUUCUUAACUCAAGUUAUCUUGCCGAACUAUCUGGCAACAUUAAGGUCCUGCGCUUAUCAUAGUUCCCUUAAAGGAAGUUCGCCACAUUCUGUCAGAUUAGCGUGCACAUCUACAACAUUAACGCCCAUAUUAUCGAGUCGGUGAUCAUCUGCAUAAAUCUUUUGAUGUAAAAGGUAUGGAAGAAUUCCGAAAAAGUGUUUAUCUUCUAACCAGAGAUGAAACGAGGACAUUGACCCUAUCAGAAUUUGCAGGAUUGAGAAAAGGAGAACGGUACAAGCGUGGUGUGACAUUUCAUCGAGACAUGACAGAUGUUCAUGUGAGAGGCUUGCUUGAAAGUUUGUUCUACCCUAUCUUAUCAAAUAAACGGUUUUCUUGCGCAUCACGAGAAGGACAGACCAGUGAUCAAUUCAACUUUCAUGGUAUUCACCGUGUUUGGGAUGGACGAACGAUUAAAAGAAACAUAAAAGGCCAAUCGGCAUUGUAUGUAAUCAUGGAGGACGAGCUUGUAUUAAACCUGGUGUCAUCUGAAGGAGGACCUCCUUCAUCAAUACAAGGUCAUUCGCCAUCCACCAGCUUCUGCCACAACUUUAAAAAUGGCAAGACUGUGUCAUUAACCCAAACACCACAAUCCGUGACAACAGUGACAUCUAUGAACAUAGAAAAUGCAAAAGUGGAAACGACACAAUGGGAACAUUAUAUGAACAGUUAUAAACCUGGAUGGAUUGAUGAUAACCUGAACGUGCCCAACUCACCAGACAUGGCUUUUGAGAAUAUCGUCGAUCCCUUGGACUUUGAAGAGCAAGCCAGAACAGUUAAAAUGAUCUCAAGGACCCCACAGUUGACCAAUGGUAAUCAAGAACAAAGUGAGCUACAAAACCAGCUUCCUUCAACCUCCACUGAUGCCUUUCAAAGCGAUGACAGUGCUUUCAGUUCGUCAGAAGAAAUCGUUUCUCAGAAUGGAAUGUCCCGCGUCCAAGGAACAACGCAAGGGGGUGGAGUGACAAAAACAAGCAGGAAGCGUAUUAAGUUGAUGGGGAAAGAUCUUUCACCAAACUACAUUAGAGAUUCUUCCGGACAAUCUGACAGCGGUAAUUCGUCUGAAGCGAGUACGUGUCAAGCUGAAACUCUCAACCGACCAAAAUCUUUACGCGUACAAGAAGCGAGAAUGAAACCCAGCGAGGGGACUUUGCAGGGUGGAGGAAUCUUUCGUGCAGAAAUAGAUGAAGAACUUCCUCCUUCAAUGGCAACAGGUUGGGCAUAUUUUGGCAAUAAUUACGAGAAAGUUAGGGUAACGAGGGAUGGUCUGGCCAUGCUUGGAGAGGAAAUUCCUCGUGGUGACGCACCAGGACCUGUUACAGUUACUUUUACCACACUGAACGGUGAUUAUGUGGCAAAGGCGAUAUACACUUACAAAAAAUUUGAAAAUUCAACAACCGAGCAGAUUUCGCGCGUUAAACGCUCUCUGGAUAAGGUGGAAGAGUCUGUAAAGCGUCUCAGGAGUGUGACUGACUCAUGGUACGAAAGUGACGAAUCAGCAAGGGAAAAUUAUCCCGAGUCAGUGGUAACAGAAGCGGUGAAGGAUCAAUUAGUAGAGGAGGGUUAUUUUGGAGAUGUAGAAACAUCUGAUACAGAAGAAGCUUCAGAAGAUGAAGACUCUGAUCUCUUGGGUGAAUUCAAAAGUCAGAGGCCUUCAAUGGAACUUCGAGAGCUAGGAGUGAAGUCUUUUUGGGUAAAAGCCCGCUCAAUUUGUUUCAGUUUGCCCUACAUUUCUCCUGACGUACCAAGACUCAUAUUGGGUUUUGCUCGCGAAACUACAGAAUAUGAAAGAAUUAUCCAGGUUCAUCAGAAUUUAGGAGAAUUACUGUGGAAAUUGUCCCCCACAAAACGUAGAACUAUUCAAGUCUGUUUAGAGGUCGUGCACCCAUUCCAAAAGAUACAUGCUGUUUCUGAGAGAUUACAGAUAAAAAGAAUAAACUUAGUAAAGUGGGAGUCAGACCGUAAGCCUCAGGAUAUAGUCAAUGUUGCUCCUGGAGCCGAUGCCGAAGAACAAUGCUUAACAUCGCCGAUCAUUUUACUUCAUCGGAAAGCUGAACAAGUGCUUGAAAGCUCACGGGGGGUGUUCUGCGUAGAUUCACCUUUUGUUUGUGACAGGUUAAAGGAAAAAGAGAAAGCACACGUAAUGUUCAAACGGUUAAGCGAAAGAUAUUCUGUGAGAAGAAUAAAAACUAUGUUGUCUGAUAUUAAUGCCGAAGAACGAUCCUUGAAAUCAUUGAACAGUCGGCUUAACAGGAGAGUCAUUGCUCCUGUGUAUCAGUUUCCAUGGCACUUGUACACUUCAUCGUCCGGAUUGAGUUAUGCUAUUGAGAUGUUGGCUUCAGCCCCGCCCUAUGAAGACCUCUCACAAAUGCUCCAGAAAUUGGAAACUGUGGAACUGGACGAAACUGUCUUUUCAUUCAUGAAGAGGUUUGUUAAGUUACAGUCAUCUCUCUCAACCAUUGUUACAAACCCGGUUACAUCCGCACAGGUUUCUUACAUUCUCUAUACAUCUGAAUCUGCUCAAGUUCCUUUCGGCCUGUUUCACCGACAAGCGUCGCAUCUUUCUCUGCGGAGCAACGAGGAAGAAAAUGCAAGUCAGUCAAUUCUUUCCAUGAUCGAGAAAUUUGCUCUACCUACCUUCUGUAAAAAGGAAAUGGAUUUUGUCAUCCAUCUAAACCAUUCAUCGUCUGAAGGUGUUUUCCAUCCAACUCAAAGGAGAAUUAAAUGGCUUAACUUCAUUAGCGUAUCCGAAAAUAGACUUCGCAAACAGCUUGAAUUGGCACUUGACUCCAAGCGCCUUGAGUUCUCCUGGUUCGCGAGUUUAUCAGAUGAAGAAGGUUUCCUCUGCCCUGCUUGCUGUCAAGAAAACUCAGUCAGCUUUGUUUGCGCUCAGGUUCAAGGUUACAAUCAAGGAGAAUGCGUGCACCUCUGGUUUGAGUUUGAGCAUAGCGACAGCAGUUGCAUAAAAAAUGUCACUGCUAAGACCUGCAAAGAUCCAACCGAGGACUGCGCCAGCUGGACUGGCUCAGAAAAUCGGAUCCCACCGCUGACUGAUGGCAGAAACAGUGGGACUCACUCGGCGUUUGUGAAAGAGUGUAUCGAGGUUUCCCUUCUUAGUGGCAUUCUGAAAUCGCAAGUGCAAAAUGAUAUGGAGUUAAACCAAGCUUCUUUGAAACAGCUGGGCCUGAACACAAAGGUAAUUACUCGUCUCUUGGCAAGGAAAGCCAAAGCAUCCGACAAAAAGAGGAUUGUCAACGGCUGAGAAACAUUGUGCCUACUGAAAAUACUGAUGCAGAAUUGUGGCAAAAAUACCUAGAGGUUGGCUUUAAGAGGAUGGGAUUCGUUGCUUUAAUGAUCAUUUAAAGAAACAUUGCGUAACUGUAGGUAGUCUCCACAACUCAUUAUAUGAAACCAAAUGUCUUGCGAUAGCUUACUCUCUUUAAGGAAAAUCAUAUCUUAAGGUAAAUGUUGAUUUCCUUCUAUAAUAUUUUUCUGCUGAGGAGCUGUCCUGAUGGUUCCUUACAAACACGCUUCAUGUUUUAUUUUUUCAACUUGCAUGAAGACUCUCUGACCCAAGAACAGCGCUUCUGCAUAUACGCUUAAGGGUCAAUCGUAAAUUAACUUUCUUUCUCGUUUUGAAGGACGGCUUUUUGUACAAUAUACCUGCUCGAAGUAAAUUUCUUCUGGUUACUAAGUGCGUCGAUUUCGUAACUUUUAGUUACUGGGCAACUAUAUAUGCCGUCUUUCUCACUGAGAUUUUGAUACCUUUUUAAACAGUAAACAGAGCAUAAGUGCCGACGUGCCCGUGAUAAUGGCACAAACUAACAUUAAAACGCCCAAAAAAUCAUGGCUUUUGCUAUGGUCGAUGAAAAAGGUAAUGACAGAACGAUCUGAUAGUCUUAAUGACGCUUUAAAAGUGUAGAAUGUAGUGGUAUUUUAGCAAUUUUCGCCAUUCUUUGGCUGAUUUUAAUCUCUUUGGUGUUUGCUCUUGUAGAAAACGAUUUUUGUACGGUUCUUUUGUUGUGAAAGGCAUUUAUCCGUCCUGGGCUACAAAUGACUUAAAUUUUUUAUUGUCAUCCAAUGACAAUGUUAACAGUUGGAUAAACAUUGCGUUAAUCACGGUCUAACUAUCGUUCUUGAUUCCUUUUUAUCGAGAAGAGGACUCAGUCUCAAAAUGGAAAGCAGUUUGACGUUUUUACUACCAGUAUUACUUAGUAGAAAAAUAUUACUGUUAUUAUCCUUUGUUUAAUUACUUAUGCUAUUAGAAUUAGAACUAUAUUAAUAGUAUCAUACAACUGUAAAUACACCAUAUAAUAUAUU
This is a messenger RNA of Stylophora pistillata, 4468 nucleotides long. RefSeq lists its product as uncharacterized. Lineage: Eukaryota; Metazoa; Cnidaria; Anthozoa; Scleractinia; Pocilloporidae. The record is from RefSeq and is a predicted model, not a curated record.